AUGGCUCAAGUUACUCUUCUCGCUUACUUGCAACAUGGGCCGCCGACAUUACCAGUCAUUGACCAAGGGCAAUCAAAAGAUAAUACAACAAACCUUAAAUAUUCCGCUGAUGAUAUCACGUACGUGGGACACUGGGCUACUUUCAACUUAAACACAAUCCUACAGCAACAUCAAGGGAUGCUCAGAAACAGCCGGAUCGAAAAUGAGCCGAUGCCUUCAUCGCCGCCUCAAGCAAUCAACUCCGAAGUAGGUCUUCGACAACGCUUCGUAUUCUAUUUGAAUUCUAGGGUCAGGAGGUCACUUCGCAAUGGAUUCAACUACAUGGUGACAAAUAAUCUACUCGGCAAUCGCACUGUUGUGGAUUUCGGAGAAGGAAACUUGGCCCAAAUCAUAGACCUGUUCACACCUGAUACCGCAUACUACGACCCGCUUCUCCCAGCUCCAACUAGGCCGAACCGUGUCCCUGGAGACCUGAAGCCCUCUUUCAAGUGGUCUCUCGAUCUGAGGAACAGCUCAUCCCCGUAUGAGAGAAGACAAUUCAAACAAGCGUUAUCACAAGUCAACUAUUACAUGAAGCAGCAUAAGACUCGAUUUGGAUAUAUGCUUACAGAUUGUGAGCUUGUCGCCAUUAGACGCCUUGACAAUAACGGCAGAUUGGAGUUAUCUAACUCCAUUCCGUGGAAUACAAGUGGAACUGAAAGCCAUCCGCGACUUACAGUGCUGCUUGCCUUGUGGUACUUGGGAAUGCUAGCCUCUGACAAUCAACAAUGGAGUUUAUCCUAG
Aspergillus tanneri is the source of this 783-nucleotide messenger RNA. RefSeq lists its product as uncharacterized. The record is from RefSeq and is a predicted model, not a curated record. Bases 1 to 783 code for a protein of 260 amino acids. NCBI's taxonomy places the organism in Eukaryota, Fungi, Ascomycota, Eurotiomycetes, Eurotiales, Aspergillaceae. The transcript has a single exon.